AUGUAUCUUGCUGAAUUAGCAGUAGAUGCUCAAGAAAUAGCCAGCUUGGGAGAAUUACCAGAUACUUCCUUUUUGUAUGAUUCAGAUUUACCUCUUACACAACGAGCAGUUAUUUAUGCGUGGAGUUUACAUGGUCAUCAGCAUGAUGAUGCUUUAAUGAAGAAUAUGUUGUUUCAUUGUGAUCCCUCAUCCAAUGAAACCGUUCCAGUUUUGAAUGGCAAAAAGUCGAUGUCGGAUGAUGUUCUUGUUGAACAUCUAUGGGCAUUAACACAAGAUAUAAGCGAAGAAUAUAAGUCCGAUCCUAAUCUAGACAAAUGUCUUUGGAGUCUUUGGAAGGAUACAUCAAAGUCGCAAAAAAUACGUUCGUGUGCAGCUGCUUGUUAUUUGUCUCGUGUGAUCACUACAAAGGAUACAUUCGACCAGAUGCAAGUUCGUUUCGAGGUGAACAUUCAUGAUCUCUAUUCGUACUUUAUGAUCAACACGAGUUAUCUGUUUGAUUUGUCGAAGCGUAAGCAAUGGUUGAAGCAAACGAUUGAAUUGAUUUAUCAAUUUUUACCACAGCUCAUUGAUCAAUUUGUGUCUGAUUUGUAUACAUUUUUGUCUGUUGAUAUGGAAGUGAAAGAAUUUGUCGAACCGCGUCCAUGUUUCCUACAAAUUGUACAGUGGUUAUUUUUAAACAAACAGUCUGCAGUAUUGUGCCGAGCAAUAUGUGUAAGUGCUUUUGGUCAGGAAAAUUUUUUAACAGCACUCUAUCAAGUGAGCAAGAAAAGUUCUGCUAAACAACGUAGUAUAUGUAUUACUUUGUACGAGACUAUUCGUCAAGGUACACCUGAUCUCAUCGACAUGAUAUUUACAGCAUGUCUGGAUGAUUUUACUGAAAUUCAAUCGAAAAUCUUGUGGUACACUCGAUCAAUAGAGCAUCGAGGCAAUGUCGAAAUUUUAUUUUGGUAUUUAAAAUCUCCUUCGAUGAUUCAAAGAUAUCUAGCCGCUCAUUGGCUUGUCAAACUAGCUCUUUUGCAAACUUUAUCAUCGUUCGAAGUAUGUGAGUUGUUGGAAAGUGUUUUGAAUGAUCCUUCAUCGAAACAGAUCUUGUGUAUGCCGAAAAAGAAAUCAGACAAGUCUCUAGACGAGCACCUUCGAUCCCUCUUAUUGCAAUUGACUUGUCUAGGUCCUUUAGAGGAUAAAGAAUCAAUUCCGAUAUUAACGCCAGACGAGGUGGAAGCUGAUUAUCUUGUAACCAUUGAAGAGAUACCUAUAUUUAUGCCCUUUAGCAUUUCUCUAAAGCAAAAUGUCAACGAAAUUGGUAGUGAUACAGAAUCUCAAUGAAAGACCUCUUCUUUUUCUCUGUUUUUCUGUCACAUCGUAUGUUUUUGUGUUCUUAGAAGUGCUGCAACUAUCUUUUUUCAAUUUAUUUCUGUAUGCGUUUCUAGUAAGAAAAUAAAAUACCUCCUCCUUUUUGCUAUUCACAAAAGAUUUCUUCUAUUAUGCUGAUCUGAACACUUUCCAAAGAAAACAAUUCGAUAUGAUUGAAACUGCUGAUUCGAUAGUUUAUCUUUAAAUCAAGUCUUCUGUUGCUACACGCCUCUAUAAGGUGCCAAACCAGGUCUCUCCUUGAGAUACAUGACCAGUCAUGCCGGAAACAGUAUCUCUCUCUUUUUGAACAGUGCUGAUCAAAAACCUGGUACAAAUAUUGGUUGAGAAAACUUAUCUACCCAAAAUGUUGCGCUAAAACCUAAUUUAAUCCGUCGACCAACUCUCACGGACAAUGCCAACAAGAAUUUAUUGGUCAUCAAUAUUUUUAUUCGUCCCUCUAUUCAACGGUUCGAGAUUUGCCUUUAUGUGAACUUUAUUGAAAGUGAUUUUGUCGAAACAAUCAUUUCAAUCGUGUCAAUUUGACCUGACCCACACAAAAAAAUUUAAUCAAAAGAAACCAAAAAGGGUCAUUCAUUUCUCAUCUGUUUGCAGUCAAAAAGGAGGAGUGAACGGAGAAGAUUAUUCGCAAGAGACUAUUAGUAAAUAACUGAUAAAUCAGAUGAAAACAAACAACAAGCCUCAAGCCCAAGAGUAGUUGAAGCAAUGAAAAUUAUGAUAAAAACGAACAGUGGAAUGUAAUCCGUCUAAUCUAAGUGUCUGUAUAGGUAACAUCGCAUCCUAUGAAUACGAUGGCUUGACUAUCUUGUCCCAUUCAUUCUGUUUAUUGAUGGUGGCACUUUCCGUCUUCAGCUGUUAAAUCAAUACUCGGCUGGACUAUUUCCUUACUCAAGAACAUCAAGAGUUUCCGUCUGAAUAACUACCACAAAAAAACAAUCGAUCAAAUAUAGUUACUCGAGUGUGGCGAUGCAAUCCAUGAUAAGGUCAUGAGUGUGAAUGGUACAGAUAUCGAUAGAGUUUUAGAUUUUAGAUACAGAAUACAGUUCUAUUGUAGGCCCAAUUCAUUUUCUGCUUUUAUGGGUGUGGGUGUGGGUGUGGGUGUGGGUGUGGGUGUGGGUGUGGGUGUGGGUGUGGGUGUGGGUAUGGGUGUGGGUGUGGGUGUGUUGUUCUUUUCUUAACCCACACCCACACC
Rotaria sp. Silwood2 is the source of this 2563-nucleotide messenger RNA. The record is from the annotation of a GenBank genome assembly. NCBI's taxonomy places the organism in Eukaryota, Metazoa, Rotifera, Eurotatoria, Philodinida, Philodinidae.